UCUACCUAUCUUUCGCACCUCUUCACUUCAUAGCAUUUCCCUCAUCUGUUGAAAACCUCACAUCUUUUCUUCUCCCGUAAAGUUGUUAAAGUAUAAAACAUCUCUUCUCCGAUCCUCAUGUCUCUUCCGCAAAACCCCUUCGCUUCAUCAACAAUACCAUCCAUGAAGAAAUCACCAUCAUCAUCAUCGUUAGAGAAAAGAGACAAUCUGAAUGUAGACCGAAUCAGCAACCUUACAGACGAUGUGUUGCUCAAAAUACUAAAUAGCAUGCCCACGGAAAAAGCUGUCCAGACAAGUUUGUUGUCAAAACGUUGGGAAGGUGUUUGGAAAAAAAUGUCAUGUCUCUUCUUCGAUAUGAGAAAUAAUCUCAAGGUGGGGGUGCCUCUAUACGAACAAUCCAAUUCCAUUGCCCAGUUGAUAACCAAGGUUAUAAACAACCACAGUGGCAAUCUCGAGCACUGCAAAAUCCUGCAUAUGACACCCCAAACUCAAGAUGGUACGUUAGCAACUUGGAUCCAAUCAUUGAUCCAUGUGAAACACACUACAAAUCUCGGACUUGAGAGAUUUCGUGUUUAUCGUGGUGAGAAAGCUUGUGUGCUCCACUUACCCCCAAACAUAUUUUCACAUCCAAGGCUAACAUCACUCCUCCUGGCUCGAUACAAAUUCGAGUUUGCACAUGCCUUUAACAAUUGCAGUAACCUCAUGACUCUUAAACUUUAUAAAAUCAAAGUUGCAGUUGAUGUGCUCAACACAGUCAUUGCAUCGUGCCCCUCCCUCAAGAUGCUGGUACUAGAAAUCUUAUCGUGCAGCCAAACUGGAUGGUUAAAGAUUCAUAACGACAACUUAAAGUUUGUGCAUCUGAAUUGCCCUGAAAUUGAUAACAUUGAAGUGUCUGCGGCUCUUCUGGACAUAUUCUCUGUUCAUGAUAUUGAACUUGGGAGAGCGAGUAAUAUUGUUCUUGAUGCCCCAAGAUUACUCCAGUUUGGUAGAAGAAUGUGGAAGGUACAUCAGAGUUUGCCUCACAUAGUCUACAAUAUCUCAUGCGACACUCAGGGGAAUGAAAACAUUGGGCAUGAAUUUGUGACGAACAUAGAAAAUUACUUCCUGGUUGUGUUUGCAACUAUGGCGGUGAAUGUGGAUAUGGUGAAUCCAAAAGAAGUUUACAUGCUAAAGCAAGUUUUAGAUGCAUGGGCUAGAGAUUUGCAAAUGCUCGAGAUCUUCUUUAAGGAUAACGAUAUUGACAAGAAAGAAGGUGAAUCUUCUAUUGAUGGAAAACAAAAUAAGUGGGGGAAUUGGUUUCUCGAUGUUGAUUUCCGUGUGAGGAGUGUGUGUUUGUAUAACUUCAAUGGUUUGGAUGAGGAUGAAUUUGCUUUAGCUGCAAGUUUCGUGAUACAAGGGAAGAUGAUGGAAAAUUUGAUGAUCGAGACGUCUUCGCUUCCAGCAAACAAAAAGUUGGCAGUGGAUACUGCAGUGGCAAAAUUGAUGGAACUUCCAAAAGGUAACAACGUGCUUAUUAUUGAAUGCAUUUGA
Molecule: messenger RNA, 1530 nt
Organism: Raphanus sativus (radish)
Lineage: Eukaryota; Viridiplantae; Streptophyta; Magnoliopsida; Brassicales; Brassicaceae
Product: putative F-box protein At1g67390
Exons: 4
Coding region: 118-1530 (470 amino acids)
Molecular function (GO): protein binding
Source: RefSeq, a predicted model, not a curated record